GACCACUAGAGGUUCUGGCUGGAAAAUUAUUUUUGUCCUAUUUAAUUAAUUUAAAUUUUGAUUAUUUUAAAUUAUUUUAAUCCUCAAUUACAAUAAUACCUUAUUAUUGUUGAAAUACAUUCAAAUUACAUAUCGAUUUAGAUUAAAUUAAUAAAACAAUGGCAAGGAUGAAUAUUUUUAGUUGAAGAUAACACCGCGCGCUUCUCUCUACCAAAUAGUAUAGGUAUUGAUCGCGGGAAAUAUACGCGCAAACGCUUUCCAAAAAUGAAAAUGCUCCACAAUCCGAAAAUCGAGAAACAAAAAUAAUAGGCGAUAAAAAAUGAAAAAUGCCUUAGGAUAUUCAUAAAAUAAGUUUCUUCAUAAAAGUGCAAAACGCUCGCGAGUGAAGUGCGCUGAAUUGUAAUAAUUAAAGACAAAUAAGGAACAAUUUUGCUAUAUUAUGGGUUCUCCUGUGCUUAAAACACUAUCUGUACUUUUAGGACUUUUUUUUAUUUUCGUGGGAAUUAUUAAAAUAUCUAGUAUUGUUUCAAAAGACUUACACAAAGACUUGCGAAAAGAAUACGUGAAAUACGCCAAAGUUUUUCCAUUAUCGGAAGUACUCAAUUUUAAAAUACCAUCGAAAUGGUACCGAAGAACGGUGGGAGUAUUGGAAAUUGUUUUUGGAGCUGCCAUGGCUUUUUAUCCAAACCACAAAAUCAAAAAUGGUGCCAACAUGGGGCUUCUGGUGCUCACCUUUAUGGCCGUGUACUCCCACUAUAUGGUAGCUGACCAUUUUGAAAGAACCGCACCAGCUCUGGUGUUUCUAUUUCUACUCUGUGGAAGGCUCGUGGUAUUUUUCCAGGUGCAACGAAAGGAGCAACUUUCUGCCGAACAACCUGUAACCAAUGGAUUCAAACAGGAAUAAAUUUAAUCGACUCUAUACAGCUUCUUUGACCAAAAUGUCUAGAAUAAUAGGUUUGGUUCUAAUAAAAAACACAAGCGAAAUUUGUGAUUUUUCGUUGAAACUCAUUUGAAUUAUACAUGAUGUAAAUUAUAAUUUAUUUUUAUGUUGUUUUUUUUUUACUUUUUUAUUUCUUGUUUCAUAUUUAGCUGUUCUUAAAUGUUAAGGAUUGAUGCUGAUUAUAAUGUGAUAUUGACCACCAAUUUUUGUUUUGGUAGAUAAUGUAAGUUAGUAUAAUUUAGGUAAAUGAAAGUAAUAGAACAAUUUCAAAAAUAAAAUAAUCAUAAAAGUAAUAAUAAUUAUAUGUGUUUAGGAAACGAAAUAGUCAAAGAAACGUAAUACAAUUUUUAGCUAACGAAAAUGCACUAAUAAAGUACAAUUUAAAAAAAUAAUAAUUAUCAUCAUUUUUUGGGCAUUUUAGUGCCAAAUGAUUUUUGGUUAUUCAGGGCUGGAUUUUAUAAAGUUUCUAUUCAAUGUAGCCAAUAUUUAAAAUACUUAGGUAUAGAGGCUUUAAUGAUGUUUUUUUUUUUAGCCUAGUGAAAUUUGCCCAAAUUGCUAAAAAAUGUUUUUAUCACAAAAAAUUUUGGAUUACCUAUUUUUUUAUAUUUUCGAAGGUUCUUCAGAAAUGUUGGUAGGUACAUCCAGCCCAAAAAUAUUUCAUGCACAAAAAGACUUUAAAAGAAAUUUUAUUUUAAAUAGUAGGUAUUUUUAGGAUUUCCAAUAAAAAAAGAACUGUAGUACUAACAAAAAAUAUUUCAACCAUGUUUCAGACUAUACCUUCCUUGCUAUACAAGAAAACUAUAACAUUACAAUAAAAAAAAUUUGAAAUACUCUGUAAUAUAUCCUGGCGGGCCAUCCAAAAUAUAAGCAACAUUAGAUGCACACAAAAAUACCUUGUGAUUCAAAAGAAUCACUUGUCUAUGGAUGGCCGCCUCUAAUACAGUUUAACAAAUUAAGUUCAAAUUUGAGGGUCUGAGUAAUAGGUAUCAUUUUCUUACAUUUAAAUUUGUUAAACAUAAUGUUUCUUUAAAAAAUACAGAAACAUACGCAAAUGGCUCUAUUACCAAAAAAAAUUAAAAUUGUUAAAAAAAAAAUACUGGAAAAAUAGAGCCAUUUCAAAUCGCCAACACACUGCCCUAUCGAUGUCGUGCGUGCCUGUGCCUGUGUAACAACUGUAUAAAUGUUUAUUGGGUUUCACUAAAUAAACUGCUGCAAGAAUUUUUUGAACUAUUUAAGAAAACCUUGUCCUCUCUGUAUGGGAUCCAAGUUCAGAUUCGAAAAUAGACCUGCGAUAUAUUUAUAUUUAAAUUUGGAAGCCUUGGAGAUACAUAUUACCUAUACAUUUAAGUUGGGACUGGACAACUCGGUGCAUGUGUGUUUUGUCCACACGAACACUGUGAUCUAAUUAUUAUUAUUAGGCAAACAAUCUUGCAAUUUGUUUUAAAUUAAUAUCCCAGUUAAAAAAAUUUAUUUUUUUGAAAUUGCCGCUAUUUCGAAAAUAGAAAAUAUUGAAAUUGUUUGAAAGUUAACUUAUUUCUUAGAUAGAUAAUAUUUACACUUGUGACAUUGAACUUGACUAUACCAAGAACGGAAAACAUUCCAAUAGACCCACACGCUGAAAAACG
Messenger RNA from Ceutorhynchus assimilis (cabbage seed weevil), 2565 nucleotides. The record is from the annotation of a GenBank genome assembly. Lineage: Eukaryota; Metazoa; Arthropoda; Insecta; Coleoptera; Curculionidae.